Molecule: messenger RNA, 1515 nt
Organism: Anastrepha obliqua
Lineage: Eukaryota; Metazoa; Arthropoda; Insecta; Diptera; Tephritidae
Gene: Ude
Exons: 3
Coding region: 200-1168 (322 amino acids)
Source: RefSeq, a predicted model, not a curated record
AGCUCGUUAUUAGUUGUGUGUUGCGUAUCGUGUGGAACGGUCUGAAAAUAGACGGGCUGAAAUUUUUUAAGUUUAAAAUUUAUAUGCAAAAGAUAGAAUACCUAUUUGUCAUUUAGUAUUUUGCAUAUAGAGCAUACUUACAAAAAUAUUUACCUACCUUCAUAUCUGUGGGAAUAUUUAAAACACAUAUCGCAUAAAAAUGUCGGACGCAGCGAAUGGUGAGUCGAAAUACGGCUUCAAGGACAAAGAGAAGGCGGAGGAGACAUUACAGUUGCUCGAAAGUCAUGAUAUGCAAUACAGAAAGUUGACAGUGCGGGGAUUGCUCGGGCGGGCAAAGCGUGUCCUUACCAUGACGAAGGCUGAGGAAAAAGUUAAAAACAUCGGUGAAGCAAUUGAAGUUUUCGAGAAAUGGCUAGAGGAGAAUGGGGGUGGUGCUGCUAAUAAAAAUUCCAAAACCGACAAAGAAGACAAAGUGGAAACAGUACCUGGCUUAGGAUUUAAGGACAAAGAAGCAGCGGAAGCAACGCUGAGGAUUCUCAAAGAUCGUGAUCCAGACUACCAAAAAUUGGCCAUCAAAGGCUUGAUAGGUAGUUCGAAGCGUGUACUCUCCGGCACGAAGAAUGAAGAUAAAAUAAAAUCAAUUCAGGAGGGUGUCAAGAUACUAGAGCAAUUCUUGGAGAAGUUUGAAACAGAAAAUUUAAUAAAAAAUAAUCGUGCAUACCUCGCAUACUCGAUUAUCGAACAAUUGCCCGAGGCGAACGAUGAGCUGGCAGCUGAAUUUGUUAAAGCCUAUGGUGGGGCCAAGGCCAAAGGCAACUAUAAGCAUUUACGCACCAUGUAUCCAGAAGAGGAUGACUCUACGUCAUGGGAUAUUAUACGCAAUCGAAAUAUUACAAAAAUUUUGGAAAAACUAAAGGCUGAGGAAGCGAAAUUGUUUGAUGCCGAGACUGGUGCACCGACAGAGAUCCAUCUGGAACUUAUACACUGGGCUUACAGUCCACAGCCAGAUAAAGUGAAAGCAUAUUUGGAGAAGAAUGCAAAGAAAAAGGCGGAGAAACGUAAGAUUGCACAAAAAGAAGACUCCAGCUCUGACGAAGAUGACAGUGAUGAUGACGAUGAUGAUCGUGAUGAUGGAGAGACACCAGAAAAGAAGAAGAAGAUGGAAUAGUGCGUGCAGGAGAUUAUGUAAUUUUGUUAAAAUUCAAAUAUGCAUACCAUAUUUAUAUACAUAAAUAUGUAUGUAUGAGUGUCUGUCAAUAUUUAUUAAAUACAUACAUAAAAAUGUACAUAAAAUAAAUUUCUGUACUUACAUAGAGAUGUAAGCGGCCAUGAUGAAAAGUAUGAAUGUAUGUGCAGAUUUUUUUGCAAUUGUAAAAAUAUUUAUAUCCGUACAUGUAUACAUAAAUGUAUGUAUAUGUGCAACAUAUCAACGACAAAAAUGACAAUUGAGUGUAAAAAAUUUCAGAAACGUCAAUAAAAUCUAUCAAAUUAUCCUACUCGGGACAUUCCCGCAAA